AUGCCUUUGGUAGACGAUGGCUUCGAGGCCCUUCUGGAGCCCUUCUACAAUGGCAAGAAGCUUACUGAUCCCAUCUCCACCAAGGAGGAUAAAUUCCAACUCCUCCCAGCCUUCCUCAAGGUUAAAGGCCUUGUGAAGCAGCACAUUGACUCAUACAACUUCUUCGUCGAACAAGAAAUCAAAGACAUCGUGCGGGCCAACCGAACUAUCCGCAGCGAUGUGGACAGUAACUUCUGGCUUGAGUUUACCGAUAUUCGAGUCGAUCGUCCCCGACGCCAAGACUGGAAAGAUGCCAAGUCCCACACCGAGGUUACUCCCAUGGAGUGCCGUCUCCGAGAUAUGACAUAUGCGGCGCCUAUUCUAGUUGAUAUUGCGUACAUCCGAGACAAGCAAAGGAUUGUGAGGAAGGGAGUGCCUCUAGGUCGGAUGCCUGUCAUGUUGCGCAGCUCCAAGUGCCGGCUGAGCGGCGCAACCAACACCAAGAUGGAGCAGAUGAACGAGUGCCCCCUAGAUCCGGGUGGUUAUUUCAUCAUCAACGGCACCGAGAAGGUCAUCUUGAUCCAGGAACAGCUCAGCAAGAACCGAGUUAUUGUCGAGGCCGACGAGAAGAACAACAUCAUCUCAGCAUCUGUCACCAGUUCGACCCACGAGCGAAAGUCAAAGACCUAUGUCACGUUGAAGAAGGACAGAAUUCUCCUCACCCACAAUGUUCUGGUGGAGGGUAUCCCGAUCGUCAUUAUCCUCAAGGCCCUGGGUGGACUUUCAGAUUACGAGAUCAUGCAGCUUGUAGCCGGAUCCGACGGACGAUACCAGGACGAAUUUCUCAUCAAUUUUGACGAAGCAACAAAAGUCGGAAUUCAUACUCAGCACCAAGCACUGGAGUACAUUGGCGCCCGUGUCAAGAUGGGCUCCCGCAAGGGGCAAUUCGGCCCACAAGUGCGACGUAACCAUGUCGAGGAAGGCUUGGACGCUCUUGCAAACCUCGUCAUUGCCCAUGUUCCCAUUGAAGGCCUUGACUUCUACCCCAAGGCUAUCUACGUUGCUAUGAUGACUCGAAAAGUUCUCAUGGCUGCCCACAACCCCAAGUUGGUCGACGACCGAGAUUUCGUGGGAAACAAGCGACUGGAACUUGCUGGACAGCUUCUUUCCCUACUAUUCGAAGAUUUGUUCAAGCGUUUCAUGGUCGAGGUCAAGAUGUCGAUUGACAAGUUCCUCAAGAAGAACAAUCGCGCAGUUCCUCUCGAUGCUGUCCAUAUGAUAAGCAACCAUGCCAACAACAUCGGAAUUGGAAUCAACCGAGCGAUUCAGACUGGCAAUUGGAGUGUGAAGCGAUUCAACAUGAACCGUGCUGGAGUCACGCACGUUUUGAGCCGCCUUAGUUACAUCGCUGCGCUUGGUAUGAUGACUCGAAUCAGCAGUCAGUUUGAAAAGACUCGAAAGGUGUCUGGUCCCCGAGCUCUUCAACCGUCGCAGUGGGGCAUGCUUUGCACUUCUGAUACACCUGAAGGAGAAGCCUGUGGUCUGGUCAAGAACUUGGCUCUGAUGACACACAUUACUACCAAUGUUGAUGAAGAACCAGUUAAACGGUGGAUUUUUACACUUGAUGCCGGCGUUGAGCCCAUUCGCAACUUUUCCGGAGCCGAGAUGCACCGAGAAGGAAGCUACAUCAUCCACGUUAACGGCACACCAUUCGCACUAACGCGGUACCCAAAGCGAUUCGCGCACAAGUUUAGAACAAUGCGCCGAAGGGGCUGGAUAUCUCCGUUUGUCGGCAUCAAUAUCAACACUCACUUCAGUGCCGUUCACAUUGCCACCGAUGAAGGACGAAUCUGUCGACCCUACAUCAUUGUCAAGAAUGGCGAGCAGAAGUUGAAGCCAGAGCACCUCCGUCUGCUUCAACUUGGAAAAGUCAGUUUCGACGAUUUCCUCAACCAUGGUAUCGUUGAGUAUCUUGACGUGAACGAGGAGAAUGAUGCUCUUGUUACCCUCUACGAGCAUCAAAUAACAAAGACCACCACUCAUCUGGAAAUCGAACCUUUCACAAUCUUGGGCGCAGUCGCUGGUCUGAUUCCAUUCCCUCAUCACAACCAAUCCCCCAGAAACACCUACCAAUGUGCCAUGGGUAAACAAGCCAUUGGAGCAAUCGCAUACAACCAGUUCAACCGAAUCGAUACCCUGCUGUACACACUCGUAUACCCUCAGCGGCCGAUGGUCAUCUCCAAAACUAUCCAGCUCAUCGGAUACGACAAGCUUCCCGCAGGCCAAAACGCUACCGUUGUUGUCAUGUCCUAUUCUGGAUACGAUAUUGAAGAUGCCUUGGUUCUCAACAAAGCCUCGCUUGAUAGAGGGUUUGGGCGAUGUCAAGUCUUCAGAAAGUAUACCACAGAGCUCCAGAAAUACCCGAACGGACGGAGAGAGCGAAUUGGCGACCCCCUCAACGAGGGAGAAGGAAAGGUCAAGCAUCGUAUUGCUAAGCAUGAGGCCCUCGAUGAUGACGGCCUGGCAAUCGUGGGAUAUAAAAUCCAUUCUGGUGAAGCCAUGGUGAAGAAGGAGACGCCCCUUGAUCAGACGACCACUGGGAUCGGAAUGGAUCGCGGGCCUAGUGAAUACCGUGACUCAGCUGUUUCAUACCGAAUUCCAGACCCGGCAUACAUCGACAAGGUUAUGAUCUCACAGACCGAGAAGGACACCACCGUCAUCAAGGUCCAGACCAGACAGACCCGUCGCCCUGAGCUCGGAGACAAGUUUUCAUCUCGUCACGGUCAGAAGGGUGUGGUGGGUAUCAUUGUCGACCAGGAAGAUAUGCCUUUCGCCGAUACUGGUCUGACCCCCGAUAUUAUCAUGAACCCUCACGGUUUCCCCUCUCGAAUGACCGUCGGAAAGUUGCUCGAGUGUCUGACGGGUAAAGCGUCAAUUAUUCAUGGCCGUCCGGACUACGGAUUUGGCGAUGCCUUCCGAUCUCACCCAGUCGAAGAGAUGAGUCAGGUGCUCCUUGAUCACGGUUUCUCGUGGGAGGGCAAAGACUACUUCACAUCUGGUCUCACUGGCGAGCCGCUCGAAGCGUACAUAUUUAACGGGCCUAUCUAUUACCAACGUCUGAAACACAUGGUGCAAGACAAGAUGCACUCUAGAUCUCGCGGCCCCCGAGCCAUCUUGACCCGACAGCCUACCGAGGGUCGUUCCCGAGAUGGUGGUCUGAGACUGGGUGAAAUGGAGCGUGAUUGUCUGAUUGCCUAUGGCGCCUCGCAGCUUCUCCUGGAGCGUCUGAUGAUUAGCUCCGACGGAACGGAAAUUGACAUUUGUCAGCAGUGCGGUCUGUUUGGAUACAAGGGUUACUGUCACACAUGCAAGAGUACCCGAGAGGUGACGAAGAUGACGAUGCCGUAUGCGGCAAAGUUGCUUGUGCAGGAACUCAUCAGCAUGAACGUUGGCGUGCGGUUACAGAUGGAGGAUGAGUUCCCGCACCCGCGGUAG
Molecule: messenger RNA, 3474 nt
Organism: Ilyonectria robusta
Lineage: Eukaryota; Fungi; Ascomycota; Sordariomycetes; Hypocreales; Nectriaceae
Exons: 4
Coding region: 1-3474 (1157 amino acids)
Biological process (GO): DNA-templated transcription
Cellular component (GO): RNA polymerase III complex
Molecular function (GO): ribonucleoside binding; DNA binding; DNA-directed RNA polymerase activity
Source: RefSeq, a predicted model, not a curated record